UUCUCUUCCGCUUUAUUUCGCGGUCGCUUGACUAAGGAGGGAAGAGACGUCCAUGAUGACAACUUUAAAAUACCGAUGGUAGCAGCAGGUCGGGGUUUACCUGGUGGAUUUCACCUCCGCGGAAAUGUUCACGGGUCAUCGUCGCGUCAAGUAUCGGCUGCGUUUCGGAGCAGCGUAGCGGGCCGACGUCGGCUUGCUGUCCGGCUAGCAUGAGCUGGGGCUGGCGUCGCUGCUGUUUACAUCCAGUCCGGGCCAUGGGCCUGGAGAGCUGCGUUAGCUAACCGCGCUACUCGCGCUGCUCCGGGGAAGGUGUCACCCUAAAGUCCGCAGUGUCAGGAUCGGGGAGGUCCGCCCCAACCGCCAACACCUCAGGGUGAUGGAUGUGUCCUCCCAGGAUCCUCCUCUCAUGGCGAUGGACCUGUCAAAGAGCUACAACCCACUGACCCGCAGCCACGCUGAAGCCAUGGACCUGGCCAAGAAGCCCGAGUGGUACCACAGACGCCCAGUGAGCACAGAUCUCGCCUCCUCGUACAGAUCCAGAGCCUCCUCCUCCUCCUACGGCUCGCUCUCCACGCAGCCAGGAGCACCCGUGCGCUGCAGGGACAUGGAGGACGGCCCAGAGUCUUUGGGGGGCUACAUGAACUCGACGCUUGGUCCAGGGCUGGAUCUGUACCACGACGGAGUCCGUGGCAGCCUGUGGCAUCGGGGUUUCUGUGGGCCCGAGCAGAGCGGUGGCCCCGUUCCUGAAAGCAGCGGCGGAGAGGAGAGCGACAGCGGCUCUGAUGUCAUCUUCCUCGUGUCCGCUGCGAAGGAGCCGCUCCUGUGCGGCUCUUUCAUGCAGGACGGCGUGGCACACAUGGUGGAGCCCCUGUCCCCCGCCGCAUCCUCACUCGACGAAGAGCGAGCGUGCUACCACCUACCUCAGCCUCUGAGCUCACCCAGCCCUGACAGCUCGUACUCGGAAGAUUCCUCGGACAGCUCGGUGGACAUUCCUGUACAUCACACCCGGCCCGUCGUCCUCCUAUCCGACCUCGGUGCCGUUUACGCCAACACAGCUGAAUCUGCGGUCGACAUCUCCAGCGAUGACAGCGACAUCAUCGAAGUUUCUGUCACUGAUCAGAAGAAGAAAAACAAAUGCUACCAGAAGACUCCUCCUCCUCAGAGUGAGAGCGAAAAAGCGCCGCAAAGCGAAGUCCGCCGCAGCGCUAGGAUACGAAGGCCGGCCUCAGAAAUCCCGCCGCUCACCUGUAACGUAUCUCGUCAUAGCUUGAGCAGGCGAGUCAAACACGACGCUGUGGGUAUAUACAACGAGAGCUGCGACUCCGAUGAAGUGAUGGACUACGUCUUGAGGGUGUCUAGCUCAGACGAGUUGCUGGUGAAGUCGCCACAAAGAGCAAGAAGCCAUUCAGAGGAGUCUGACGCAGAUGUUGGGACAGACAGGAAGUCCCCGCAGAUUGAGACACAGCAUCAGCGCGAAGCUUCAAAUGCAAAAACCGUUAAUCACAAACGAAAGAAGCCGCUUGCAGUUCCUAAAACAAAAAAGUUAAGAAGAACAAAACAGAAGCGUAGGAUCCCGCCACCAUCGCCGCCACCGCACCAGAAUGCUUCAGCCUGUAGGAGUGCGGUGGCGAGCAAAAAAACUGUCGCAAGGUGGCGGAGGAAACGCCGCCGUCAGACUGGGCCUUCGUCUCUGUUUUCUCCGACAGAGACUGAGAUCAAGCUCAAAUAUGUGAAAACUAAAGAGGACAAAAAGGAGAAGAAAUCGGGCGGUUUCUGCCCGUUUGUUCACCUGGAGCGGCGAGCGUGCACUGUGGUCAACUACCGGGAGGAGGAGGCAACUGUUCGGAGCAGCGAAGGAGGGCGGCGGGCUGCUUGCAAGUCUCUGUCCGGGUUUGUUCCCAACACUUCCUGUUUUCAGCCGGGUCGGCUCAGCUCAGACAGCCGGUGCGAGUCAUCGCUGUUCUGCUGUCUGUGCGGCCACACCGCCAACGUCAUGGGCCUCGGGGACCUUCACGGCCCCUACUAUCCCAGCGUGGACGCCCAGAAGGAGGAGCUAAACGGACUCUCUAAAAGCCGAGGGGUAAAUCCCUCAGACGACAGCAGAGCUGCUGAUGGCAACGCCUCCCCAAAGGUGCCUCUUCACCUGGAUGAGUGCUGGAUCCACGAGGACUGCGGCAUCUGGUCUGCCGGCGUCUUCCUUAUCCGAGGAAAGCUGUACGGGUUGGAGGAGGGAGCGCGGCUCGCGCAGGAAACGAUUUGUUCCACCUGCCAGCAAACAGGCGCAAUAAUGGGCUGUUUCCAGAAGGGCUGCCCCAGGAAUUAUCACUACAGAUGUGCCAUCCAGUCGGGCUGUGUCCUCAAUGAGGAAAACUUCUCAAUGAGAUGUCCAGAGCACAAGAACAAACUGUUCAUAAGUGCGACCAGACAGCAGAAGAGGUGACACAGAGGACACAUGAGGGCACUGGAGAUCUCCUCAGGGUGCGACGGGAGCUGCCUGACUUCACCUCAGCUGUUAAUCUUUCUUUUUCCCCUUGUUUUGCAAACACUAAUUAAAGUACGUGUGUGCUCGAGCAGAAGAACAAACCUUCUGGUAAGGUUUCACCCAUCACGGCAGACAGAUGGAAGCAGGCGGCCACUUUGGGUUUAUUUUCAGUAAGAAGUGUCUUUGGUUCUGUUUCUGUAGGUCUUUAACAGGCACUUACCCCAACUGGACUGAGCUGAGAUGGUUUGUGUUUAUUUAUUCCUCCUCUUGGAGAUCCACACUUGGACUAGCCACAAAGAUAGUUUAUAAUUUGAACAUUACGUUAGAGUUUAAAUAAGCUUUAUUGAUGUACGGUAUAGAGUAUAAUAUCUUUAUAUGAGGCCACUUUUUUCUACUGUUUUUGUACUACUUUUCUAUUCCUGUUCAGUCAUAACAUAAUUUAUUUUCCUCCAGUUGCAUGCACGGCUGUUUGCUAUGAUGCACUUUAUAGUCUAAUUUUACUAGUUAUUACUCAGCUGUUAUUUAUGUCCGUCUGUUCUUCCCUUUUCUACUUAAAUUAUUUAAAUUUAAAUAAAGCUGCACUAAGCUAAGAUUCACAGUUAGAAACGAGGGCGUCCUGUCCUCGCUGAUGGAGAUAACAAGCUGCACAUUCACCAGAGUCAAGCACAUUUCAUUCAGCGGUGUCAGGAGUUUGUUUUUCUCCAAAAAGAUGUUUAUCAGUGUUUAUCUCACAUAGAAGGAUUUUUUUAAAAUAAUAAAAAUAAAGGAAAGUUAAAGGGUCGGUUCAGUCAAAUCACACGUUUAUUUAGAGGUUUGAAAUUUGGGUGAUGGGAAAAUGCUGAACUAAGAUAUAAAUGUAAAGCUUCUGGGAUACAUGAUAGAAUAUUAUUACCACUGAAGGGGGUGGAUUAAAUGCAUAGCUGAGGUGGGUGAUUUUACUUUUAAUGCUAGGAGUUUUACAAAAGGCAAAAAACCCUUGCAAUUGAGAAAACACCCAAUUAAUAAAUGUAUUUUAAAAAAUCUACAAUAUUUAUGGUAGUAAAGUAAAUUUGCACCCCAAAAAUUAGUUUAAUCAGAAAUGCAGAUGGAAGAUUUAUGAUUUAUGUGAAUUUUACAAGGCAGAAACUUGCAAUUCCCUGUAAUCUAAGAAUGACAUCAUAUCUCAUUUUAUUGUAUAUUUGGGAAGAAAUUUACACUUAAAUUCCUAAAGUUUGUAUUUUUUCUGACUUAAGCGUGAACAUUGCUUUCUUGCCAGCCCCUUAAUUAUCAUCAACUUUCAAUAGUCUUUUUUUUUAGGUCUAUUUUUUUUCAACUGUCAAUUCAUUAGCGCCACCUGCUGGCAAAAGUCAGUCGGGCUCUGUAGCCCAGUAAACAGCAGUUAGUCAGUGCUGACUUCUAUCAAUUUCCUGUUAUUUAAGGCUAGGUGAUAAACGAAAGUGUUUUGUGUCUUAAGUGUGAGAAACUUCACCUUUAAAAAUUGGUUUGAAUAGUUUUGUCAGUCCUGGUGAUUUUAAUUUUGGCCAAAACGUCUCUGGUGAGCACAAGAAUUUUUUUAAUUCCAGGAAAAAUAUUUGGAAAUGUUUGUAUUACUAGUAACUAACUCUAUACCACCGAUGCUGAGCCCAGACAAAAACCAGUUCAGUUGUUUGUAUAAUGAUGAAUUUGGAAAGCUAAAGGGCAAUUACAGUUUAUUUCAGCUGUUGUAUUCAGCCUUUGCAAUACAAUGGAAGCUAUAUUAAGCAGCUAUGAAAAUAAACAGUUUUAAAAUAUAAAACAAAUUUUUUAAAUCUAAGAGAAAACGUCAGAAUUUCCAAAACAGGCAGCCUGAGGAGGUUUUGGUGAUUAAAAAGUUCAGCGAAUGGGUAAAAAAAAAUCAAAAAUGUGAUUUAACUUUUGCCAGGGUCUAUGCAUUGUCCUCAAUAAUGAUAAUAAUAUCAUUAUCAAUAAUAUUAAAAUUAAUAAUAAUAAUGAUCAGUUGUGAUUUGGGUGAAUUGACCCUUUAGCAGUGCUGGAGUGGCCUAGUGCAGCUUUGACUGUCCGUCUGUGUUUGUCGUUACCGGACUGAAAUGUUUAAAAAGCUUUUAAGGAAACGGUCCGUUUGGUUUCAUGCCUGCACUUCCUCUUAAUUAAUUACUAAAUCGUUAAAGUUAUAUAAUAAAAGUCUGUUAAACUGAA
Messenger RNA from Pundamilia nyererei, 4657 nucleotides. RefSeq lists its product as uncharacterized. The record is from RefSeq and is a predicted model, not a curated record. Gene Ontology annotation, biological process: regulation of transcription by RNA polymerase II. Bases 377 to 2440 code for a protein of 687 amino acids. The transcript is spliced from 6 exons. Gene Ontology annotation, cellular component: nucleus. Lineage: Eukaryota; Metazoa; Chordata; Actinopteri; Cichliformes; Cichlidae.